Molecule: messenger RNA, 1283 nt
Organism: Hypoxylon trugodes
Lineage: Eukaryota; Fungi; Ascomycota; Sordariomycetes; Xylariales; Hypoxylaceae
Product: Fcf2-domain-containing protein
Exons: 2
Coding region: 84-728 (214 amino acids)
Biological process (GO): RNA processing
Cellular component (GO): nucleolus
Molecular function (GO): RNA binding
Source: RefSeq, a predicted model, not a curated record
UUUCGUAGCUUUAAAUUUUUAUUUUUUUCUAUUCCCCCCAAGCUUUCUACUUCAUUGACAAUUCUUUCAGCCAGUCGCCUACCAUGGCAGACACGACGACAACGAAUGAUUUGUCGGACGACCAAAUCGAACAACUCCUCAAGGAAGCUGAAUUAAGAUUGCAAGCGAAACAUCAAGACCAGGAUGGCAAAGCCGUUACAGUUCCCUCCAAGUCGGAUGUCGCAAAGGUCCCCGAAUCAGAGGCCCCGAAGCUAAAGCUAGCUAACUCAACUACCUCAAAGGGCAAUGCCAACACAUCUGGAGAGUUGUCAGUGAGAGUACCCGAGGUUCGACGGCCCAAAAAAGAAAUGGCUGUCAAGGCAGAUGCUGGACCGUCUUGGUUCAACCUUCCCCGAACCGAUCUUACCCCUGAACUCAAGAAAGACUUGCAAUUAUUACGCAUGCGCGAUGUAUUGGACUCGAAGCGAUUUUACCGCAAGGACAGUUCGAGAGCUCUUGUGCCCCAAUUCUCAUCGGUUGGGACUAUAAUUGAGGGCCCGACCGACUUCUAUACCGCAAGACUGACUAAGAAGGAGAGGAAACGUACUCUUCUUGAAGAGGUUCUGGAAAGUGAAGACAUUACUCGUAAAUUCAAGAGCAAGUAUGGUCAGAUUCAAGACGUCAAGACAAGCGGCAAGAAAGGUCAUUACAAGAAGAUGAUGGAAAAACGAUAUGGUCGCAAAGGUUGAGCUCCACCUUGAAGAAAGAGUGUAGAUCAUCAUCAUUUGCGCAUGGCAUAAUGCGCACGAGUCUGGAGCACGUACAGCUUAGAGACUUAUCUCUAUCUAGUAUGGGUAUACUAGUAUACCUAGGUACCUACUACUAAGGAACCAAGUAGUCGCCUGGUAGCCAAUGCUUAUCCAAGGAGUCAUACGAGUAAGUGAUUCUAUCAGGAUGUUAGAAUUGCAUACCGUACUAAUACAACAUAGCGACUACUAAGGGAAUCGGGAAUCAUGAUUCGCAUGCUAAUGCAUAGCGCAUGUCCCAACCCGAGGAGUAGGGUCGAAUUGUCUGUACUUAGGCUCGGAAUUCCGAUAUGGUGGGUGGUAACACCAAAGCCCAGGUUUUAAGUGAAAUUGACCUGAGAUGAUUUGGCGCCACAUAGAACACCUUGAUGCUAGAUAGGUAUACCAUCUAUUAAUAAAUCAGUAAAACGUGUGCCAUUGUUUUCCUCGAUCGUUAUCAUGUAGGGUAUUAGUGACUAGUUUCUGAGACAUCUUCGAAUCCUAAAAGAUUAUGAACCC